AUGCCAAAAUGGACGGAAGUUCUUUCGUUGCACGCUAUCGAUCCGGACAGUCCAGAAAUGCCAGUGAAAUAUAACAUCAUUGACGGUGACCAAUUUGGCUCCUUCACUAUUGACGCCAAAGGAAUAUUACGUACGUCGGCAGUUUUGGAUCGUGAAGCAUUCGAAUCUUACUGGUUAACAGUUGAAGCAAGCGAUUUGGCUCAAGUUCCUCUGUCAUCCGUACUUCACGUUUUUGUUCGUGUUCUUGACAAAAAUGAUCACGUACCAUUCUCACUGCGACCGAUUUAUUUUGCCAGUGUUCCAGAGAACUCGCCCGAGGAUACAGUUGUCGUUAAAAUAGAGGCUGAAGAUAGAGAUGAUAUCUCGAAUAAUUAUGUUUCUAUGUCUGUGCGCUACAGGAUUAUCAGUGGUGAUCCUCAAAGCUUCUUUUUAAUCGAUCCAAAAACAGGUUAUGUGGUAACUCGCGGAAGACGUCGCCUUGACCGUGAAACCCAAAAAGAGUACGUUAUUACGGUUGAGAUAUGUGACCAGGGUGAUCCGAUACUCUGUAGUACCGUACCCAUUGUUAUUGCGGUCAAUGAUCUGAACGAUAAUUCGCCCUAUUUCAAGCAAUCCGCCUUCCGUUUUAUUGUACCGGCUGGCGAAGUUGGCGAGCUUUGCAGGCAGGCAUUACUUCAGCUUCAUUUGGUAUCUGCUAGGAGACAUUAA
Molecule: messenger RNA, 708 nt
Organism: Gongylonema pulchrum
Lineage: Eukaryota; Metazoa; Nematoda; Chromadorea; Rhabditida; Gongylonematidae
Source: the annotation of a GenBank genome assembly